GACAACCAGCUCAGUGGAAUGGUGCCAAUGGAGCUGGGUAAGUUGAACCUUCUUACCCGGCUUAAGUUACAUGUCAAUCAACUUGUUAGUGAUAGCAGCAACACAUUGUCUUUUCUAACUUCUCUCACAAAUUGCUCCCAAUUGCAAGAAAUAAAAGUGUCGGAUAAUCAUCUCACUGGUAUAUUGCCCCCAUCCAUAGGCCAACUGUCUUCCAAUAUCCAAUUCUUGAAAUUAUCAAACAACAUGAUAAGCGGAAGCAUACCACAACAGAUUGCCAAUCUAACAAACUUAACAUACUUGAGCUUAAGCGAUAAUCUUUUGAGUGGCAAUAUUCCAUCUGGAAUUAAAGAUUCCAGAAGUUGGAAAGAUUGUAUUUGGGUGGGAACAAAUUAGAAGGAAGCAUUCCAAGUGAGAUAGGUCAAAUGCAACAUCUCGGACUCCUAAAUCUUAGUCACAACGGGCUAUCUGGAAAAAUGUCUGAUUCUCUUUGUAACCCCCAACAGCUAAGACGUCUUUUACUUCAGCACAACAACUUGUCAGGGGAGAUCCCUGUUGUUUUAGCAGGAUGUCAAAAUUUAGAGCUCAUUGACUUAUCUUACAAUAAAUUAGGUGGAAGGAUACCUCCUGAUUUCAUUGCCAGCCUUAAAAAUCUGGUUUUCUACCUCAACCUUUCGUGGAAUUCUCUGGAAGGGUCUUUGCCAGUAGAGAUGAGAAAAAUUGCAAUGGCUCAAGCCAUAGACAUCUCUGGAAAUCUGCUUACUGGGCUGAUUCCGAUUUCUCUUGGAGACUGCACAGCAUUAGAGCAUCUAAAUCUUUCCCACAAUGCCUUUGAAGGUCCAAUUCCAGAUUCCCUCUCCAAAUUACAAAAUCUCCUAGAAAUGGAUCUUUCUAACAAUUCUUUAUCAGGUUCAAUACCAAUGUCCCUUCAAAGACUAAAAGUACUUCAAUACAUGAAUGUUUCAUUCAAUAAUUUGUCAGGGCAGAUUCCAAAAGGAGGGUUGUUUCCAAAUAAAACUGUUAUAGAAUUGUUUAUGGGAAACCCUGGCCUCUGUGGACCAAUGAAUUAUUCAUUGCCUCCAUGCACAAAGAAGAGUCAAGAAAAGCAUUCACUGCUUAAAAAAAUAGUCUUAUCAGUUGUUGGAACUAUUGCGUUUAUAUUGUGCUCCUUCAUCUUACUAAUUUUAUGGAGAUAUAAACUUUCAAGCCAACUAUUCCAUCCCUCAAACUUUAUUUUUCAAAGGCAUAGCUAUCCAAAAUUUUCUUAUCAAGAUCUUGUCACAGCAACAGCCGAAUUUGAUGAGUCAAACUUGCUUGUAGUGGGUAACUUCGGAUCAGUCUACAAAGGAAUUUUGAGGGAUGGUAAGAUAGUUGCAAUCAAGGCUCUUAAUUUGCAGAAUGAAGAAGCUCAUAAGAGCUUCGAAACAGAAUGCAAAGUAUUAGGGAGGAUUCGGCACCGUAACCUGAUCAAAAUCAUAAGUGCAUUUUCCUACCCUGGCUUCAAAGGUCUGGUUCUUCAAUUUGCAUCUAAUGGGAGCUUGGAGAAACAUUUGCACCCUGACAGAGAUGAUCAGGAAUUUUGUAAAUUGGGAUUGGAGGACUGUUUGAGCAUUGCUGUGGAUGUUGCCCAUGGCAUGGAGUAUUUACAUCAUGAUUGUCCUUUGCAAAUGGUGCACUGUGAUUUAAAACCUAGCAAUGUGCUCCUGGACGCCAACAUGACGGCCCUUGUGACUGAUUUUGGUAUAUGCCGUUGUAUUACUCCAAAUUCCAUAGAUUCAUUUAGUGCUGCAACAUUUGCACUCAAAGGAUCUAUUGGCUAUAUUGCUCCAGAGUAUGGAUUGUGGGGGGGUGUUUCCACAAAGGGAGAUGUUUACAGUUAUGGAAUUCUGAUACUAGAGAUGGUUACAAGGAAGAGGCCAAGUGAUGACAUGUUUGUGGGAGACCUGAACUUGCAAAACUGGAUGAGGUCAGCUUUUCCAGACAGAUUAGCAGAUAUUGUUGAUGGUGGGCUAUUGAGAGAUAUGAAUGAAAACAUGGAAGACAAUAGAUGUCUUCUUUCUUUCAUUCAUGUUGGUUUGCUUUGUAGCAGUGAAUCACCAAGAGAACGACCUUCCAUGAGAGAUGUAGCCAGGUUUUUGGAGAAUCUCAAGACAUCUUUCAUGGGAGGUGCAGUUGCUUCAAAUUUAACAGCCACCAUAUCAGACCUCCUGCGCCAUACCAAUCGCGCAGAAACAUCGGUAUCUGACAGUCAAAGUUCUACAUUUUAGAUAUUUAUAAGCUCAAUUAGUAAGUUUUAGUUCUUUUAUGUUUGGUAGUUUCAAGUUUGUUUCUUUCAAUGUAAAAUCGUUCUUAGGAUAAAUUGUAGUUCUUUCGAGUCUGCGAGGUGUUCCAAUUCAUGAAUAAGCAUUAUACUACUUUCAGAGUGGAUAAUGUUGUCUAUAUAAACUUUCUAAAAUACUGUAAAACGUGUAUUCAAAUCACUUUGUCUCAUAAUAGGCUAUCCGGCCGUGUUUAACAUUCUUGGUUUUGUAUAA
Messenger RNA from Cryptomeria japonica (Japanese cedar), 2531 nucleotides. Its product is annotated as putative leucine-rich repeat receptor-like serine/threonine-protein kinase At2g24130. The transcript has 2 exons. Lineage: Eukaryota; Viridiplantae; Streptophyta; Pinopsida; Cupressales; Cupressaceae. Bases 423 to 2264 code for a protein of 613 amino acids. Gene Ontology annotation, biological process: protein phosphorylation. Gene Ontology annotation, molecular function: protein kinase activity; protein binding; ATP binding. The record is from RefSeq and is a predicted model, not a curated record.